Motacilla alba alba is the source of this 1125-nucleotide messenger RNA. RefSeq names its product solute carrier family 25 member 21 (gene SLC25A21). The coding region runs from base 146 to 1060 and encodes 304 amino acids. Gene Ontology annotation, biological process: transmembrane transport. Lineage: Eukaryota; Metazoa; Chordata; Aves; Passeriformes; Motacillidae. The record is from RefSeq and is a predicted model, not a curated record. The transcript has 10 exons.
CCGGCGUUCGCGGCUCCCCCUCCCGCCCGCAGAUAACCGCGGCCCCUCAGGCUCUUCCCCACCCGCCCAGCGCGGACUCGGCCCCGGCUCGCAGCCGCUCUCCAGGCGUCAGCUCCCUCUCGUCGCCGCUGCGGCGCGCGUAAGGAUGGCUCGGCAGCCCCGGGGCUUUCUGCAGGAGGCCUCUCACCAAGUGGUGGCCGGAGGCUCGGCGGGUCUUGUAGAAAUUUGCCUGAUGCAUCCCCUUGAUGUAGUGAAAACAAGGUUCCAAAUUCAAAGAGGGAAAACUGAUCCAACCAGUUACAAGAGCCUGGGGGACUGUUUUAGGACUAUUUUCCAACGAGAAGGCUUACUUGGCUUCUACAAAGGAAUACUUCCUCCCGUUUUGGCUGAGACACCCAAAAGGGCAGUGAAGUUUUUUACCUUUGAACAAUACAAGAAGCUUCUGGGAUAUGCAUCAUUGCCACCAGGACUGGCAUUUGCAAUUGCUGGCUUGGGAUCUGGGUUGACAGAGGCAGUUGUGGUUAACCCGUUUGAAGUAGUGAAGGUUACUUUACAGACCAAUCAGAACGCUUUCACAGAGCAACCAUCUAGCUUUGUUCAAGCUCAGCAGAUCAUUAAAACCGGUGGUCUGGGCUUCCAAGGACUCAACAAAGGCCUCACUGCAACACUGGGCCGUCACGGAGUUUUUAACAUGGUUUACUUUGGAUUCUACUUCAAUGUGAAAAACAUUCUUCCCGUCAAUAAAGAUCCAAAUUUGGAGUUUUUGAGGAAAUUUGGAAUUGGGCUAGUCUCAGGAACAAUAGCCUCAAUUAUUAACAUUCCUUUUGAUGUUGCAAAAAGUAGGAUUCAAGGACCACAGCCAGUUCCUGGAGAGAUCAAGUACAGAACCUGUUUUAAAACUAUGGCAACAGUCUAUAAAGAGGAAGGAUUUCUGGCUCUGUACAAAGGCUUGCUUCCCAAGAUCAUGAGGCUCGGUCCAGGUGGUGCAGUGAUGCUUUUGGUUUACGAAUACGUUUAUGCAUGGCUUCAGGACACAGUUAAUCACAAGGAGCACUUCUGAAAAAUGUACUCCUUAAAAUUGCAUGCUUUCUAAAAUACACUAUAAUAAAGCAAAAGUGAUUCUUA